This is a messenger RNA of Synchiropus splendidus (mandarinfish), 2921 nucleotides long. Its product is annotated as synaptic vesicle glycoprotein 2B-like. The record is from RefSeq and is a predicted model, not a curated record. Gene Ontology annotation, molecular function: transmembrane transporter activity. Gene Ontology annotation, biological process: chemical synaptic transmission; transmembrane transport. The coding region runs from base 231 to 2312 and encodes 693 amino acids. The transcript has 14 exons. Lineage: Eukaryota; Metazoa; Chordata; Actinopteri; Syngnathiformes; Callionymidae. Gene Ontology annotation, cellular component: membrane.
GAGUGUGCGUGCGCUGCAGAAGAGGGGGAGGGGGGGCGCCGGGCUCUAAUCCUGCUGGGCUCCGCUGCCUCCGACACUGAUGCUCUUCAUCUCUCACCCAUGAACCUCAGGGACGGGAGACGCUGCUGAGACGCUGUCGAGGAGAUCGCAACUUUGCUGGUGUCACCCACAGCUGGACCGGAGCCGGGGAUGAUCCACGCUGAGCCUUGAACGUCUCGCCAGCCAGAGUCAUGUCGGAGCCGUACCAGAACAGCUGCCACCAGGCCGGCGACAGCUACCCGCCCGGCUACCAGACGGACGGGCCGCCUCAGGACGAGGACGCCGCCAGCGACGCCACCGAGGGCCGCGACGAGGAGGACCAGAUGUACGAGGGCGAGUACCAGGGCAUCCCUCAUCCCGACGAGGUGAAGGCGGCGCAGCGAGCCGCCCGGGCCAAGACCGCUGCGGCCGCCGGCGCCCGCUCGGAGCUGGAGGAGCUGUCGGAGCAGUACGAGGACAUCAUGGAGGACUGUGGACACGGGCGCUUCCAGUGGACCCUCUUCAUGGUCCUGGGUCUGGCGCUGAUGGGGGACGGCGUGGAGUGCUUCGUGGUGGCCUUCGUGCUGCCCUCGGCAGAGAAGGACCUGUGUCUGUCCCACGCCCAGAAGGGCACGCUGGGGCUGGUGGUGUUCCUCAGCAUGAUGGCGGGGGCCUUCCUGUGGGGGGGUCUGGCCGACAAGGCGGGCCGCCGCCGCUGCCUCACUGCGGCGUUAGCCGUCAACUGCGUCUUCGCCUUCCUGUCCUCCUUCGCUCAGGGAUACGGCUUCUUCCUCUUCUUCAGACUGCUGUCGGGCAUCGGCAUCGGCGGCAGCGUCCCCAUCGUCUACUCGUACUUCUCCGAGUUCCUGCAGAUGGACAAGAGAGGAGAACACCUGUCCUGGCUCUGCAUGUUCUGGAUGGUGGGCGGGAUCUACGCCUCCCUCACCGCCUGGGCCAUCAUCCCGCGCUCAGGUUGGGGCUUCAGCAUGGGCACGGAGCUCCACUUCCACAGCUGGAGAGUCUUUGUUCUGGUGGCGGCUCUUCCUGCGAUCACGUCCCUGGUCGGCCUCACCUUCAUGCCCGAGAGUCCUCGCUUCCUGCUGGAGAAUGCCAAACAUGACGAGGCCUGGAUGAUACUGAAGCAAGUUCACGACACCAACUGGAGGGCCAAAGGUCAGCCGGAGAAGGUCUUCACGGUGACUCACAUCAAAGCUCCCAAGACGGCCGAGGACGAGUUCAUCGAGAUCCAGGCUGCCACAGGGACCCGGGUGCAGCGCUGGGCCGUGCGCUGGCUGGCGCUCUGCAGACUGGUGCUGAGGAACGUGGCGUCCCUGCUGUCGGCCGAGUUCCGCCUGGCCACGCUCUUCAUGGCCAUCGUCUGGUUCUGCAUGGCCUUCAGCUACUACGGUUUGUCCGUCUGGUUCCCCGACAUGAUCAAACACCUCCAGCGACAAGAGUACCAGGCCAAGGUCAAGCUCUUCCACGGAGAGCAGGUCCACCACUUCACCUUCAACUUCUCCCUGGAGAACCAGAUCCACAGAGAGGGUCAGUUCGUCCAUGACAAACCUGCGGCAGGAGCGGUUCGUGGGGUGCAGGAUGGAGAACAGCAGCCUGGAGCGCGGCCGGCGCGGCUGCCAGCUGGAGGCGCUGGAGCAGAGCGACGUCCUCAUCUACCUGGUCAGCUUCCUGGGCAGUCUGGCCGUCCUGCCCGGCAACAUCAUCUCGGCUCUCUUCAUGGAGAAGGUCGGCCGAGUCAAGAUCAUCGGUGGCUCCAUGCUGGCGUCGGCCGGCUGCUGCUUCCUUCUCUUCCUGAGCUUCAGCCAGGCGGCCAUCAUCGCUCUGCAGUGCCUCUUCUGCGGCGUCAGCGUGGCGGCCUGGAACGGCAUCGAGGUGGUGACGGUGGAGCUCUACCCCACCUCCAAGAGGGCCACAGCCUUCGGCGUCCUCAACGCGCUGUGCAAACUGGCGGCGGUGCUCGGCAGCGCCAUCUUCGCCGGCUUCGUGGGAGUCACCACGGUGGUUCCCAUCCUGCUGUCCUUCGCCGCGUUGGUGUGUGGCGGCCUGGUGGCGCUGAGGCUCCCCGACACCCGGGAAAAGAUCCUCCUGUGAGCCGCGAUGCGGCGGGAGGACGAGGGGCUCGCGGAGAGCGGGUUCACCGGGGUGGACUCGGAAGCGUCUUCCAUCAGAGCAUGAGCCUCCAAAUACCGUCCGUGCUCAUGUUGGACAGUAACGCCGUUCAUUUUCCCGAAACACUGUUGACUUCCAGGUGUGUCCUCGCAGCAUCCUCCCGCUGACGCCUCCGUGGUCGUGCUCCCUACUGUGCUCCGCUCCUUCUCUUCCCUCCGUGGUGUGCACGUGACGGACCUGGUCCUCUGAGACCGAGCCCUGGGCCGAAGUGUGAGCGCAGCCUGCAUGUCUGUCCGUGUCUGGACUCCUGGGAGUCCUGCACGUGAGUCUCCGGCGUGAGAGACCUUGUCUUCACCAGCCACUCUGCUCAGGGAGCGCGUCUGAGGGGCUGGUUCUGGUGGGACUCCCGAGCGCAGCAGGUGAGGCUCGUCGUCCUCCGCCGGCCGCUGCUGCCAGUCGUGUGUCGAAGACGCCAUUGUUGUGUUGGAAUCGCUGUCAGAAAACCUGUGUGUUGCUUCCGUGUGUCGUCCGUCUGCUGGGCCAAUAAAGAGCUUGACCGGAGCGCGUGUCCCUGCACUCUCCAUGGGGCAGCGACCCCACCUCCUCACCCAGGUCUGAGCCCGCAACCACACGUGCGUCAGCCGUGACAUCGAGGGAAGAAGACACAGGUGGAAGAGAGCAAAGCCUUUACUGAAACCAGGAGCAGGGGAGGAGACCUGCGGGUCACCGGAGGUCAGGACUGAGGCCAGCCUGACCAGCCAGCCAGUCCCACACCA